AUGACCCUGACUGAAAAACUGCGCGAGAGGAUAUCGCGGGCGUUCUACAACCACGGGCUGUUGUGUGCUUCCUACCCCAUCCCCAUCAUCCUCUUUACUGGACUCUGUAUUCUGGCCUGCUGUUACCCGCUGCUGAAGCUGCCGCUGCCUGGAACAGGACCUGUGGAGUACAGCACCCCCGUGAAGGAUUACUCUCCACCCUCUCCAGAUGCAGGUCUGCAGCAAGGGGAUCUCAGCGAGCGUCCCGACUGGUAUGUUGGUGCUCCUGUGGCCUACAUUCAGCAGAUCUUCGUGAAAGCUACCGUCUCCCCAUGGCAGAAGAACUUCCUUGCUGUUGAUGUAUUUCGUUCACCCCUUUCCCGCGUCUUCCAGCUAGUGGAAGAGAUUAGAAACCAUGCCCUGAGAGACAGUUCUGGUGUCAAAAGCUUGGAGGAAGUUUGCCUUCAGGUAACAGAUCUUCUGCCUGGCCUCAAGAAGCUGCGGAAUCUGCUCCCCGAACACGGCUGUCUGUUACUGUCUCCAGGGAACUUCUGGCAGAACGACAGAGAGCGAUUCAAUGCUGACCCAGAUAUCAUCAAAACCAUCCACCAGCAUGAACCAAAGACAUUACAAACAUCAGCUACCCUCAAAGAUCUGUUGUUUGGGCUCCCUGGAAAGUACAGCGGGGUGAACCUCUAUAAUAGGAAGCGAGUGGUAUCAUACACUGUCACACUGGGUCUCCAGCGAUAUGAUUCCAGGUUCCUCAGCAGCCUCCGCUCUCGCCUCAAGCUGCUGCAUCCCAGCCCUAACUGCACGCUGCGAGAGGAGAACAUCGUUCACGUCCACUUCAAGGAAGAGAUUGGCAUUGCUGAGCUGAUACCCCUCGUCACCACCUACAUUAUACUCUUCGCUUACAUCUACUUCUCCACACGGAAGAUUGACAUGGUGAAAUCGAAAUGGGGUCUGGCACUGGCAGCGGUCGUGACGGUGCUCAGCUCUCUGCUCAUGUCCGUUGGGCUCUGCACGCUGUUUGGUUUGACGCCUACUCUUAAUGGAGGAGAGAUAUUUCCAUACUUGGUUGUAGUGAUUGGCCUAGAGAACGUGUUGGUUCUCACCAAGUCAGUCGUCUCUACGCCCGUUGACCUGGAAGUGAAGCUACGCAUUGCCCAAGGCUUGAGCAAUGAGAGCUGGUCGAUUAUGAAGAAUAUGGCGACAGAGCUUGGGAUCAUCUUGAUUGGGUAUUUCACCCUUGUCCCAGCCAUCCAGGAGUUCUGCCUCUUCGCUGUGGUCGGCCUGGUGUCUGACUUCUUUCUGCAGAUGUUUUUCUUCACUACUGUGCUGUCCAUUGACAUUCGCCGUAUGGAGCUUGCUGAUCUGAACAAACGGUUGCCAGCGGAAGCCUGCAUGCCCCCGGCGAAGCCUGUCAGCCGCUCUCAGCGCUACGAACGCCAGCCAGCUAUGCGACCUGCCACCCCCCACACCAUCACCCUGCAGCCAUCGUCUUUCAGGAACCUGCGCCUGCCAAAGAGGCUGCGGGUGAUCUACUUCUUCGCCAGGACCCGGCUGGCCCAGAGACUCAUCAUGGCUGGGACGGUGAUCUGGAUUGGAAUCCUGGUUUACACGGAUCCUGCUGGUCUCCGCACCUACCUCACGUCACAGGUCACCGAACAGAGUCCUUUGGGUGAAGCAGGUCUGCCUCCUAUGCCUGUUCCUGGAGGGGUCCUACCUGCUGGGGACCCCAAGAUUGACCUCUCAGUCUUCCCAUCGGACCCUGUACACCUGUCAGAAAACCAGACGCAGCAGCGUGAGCAGAAGUCAGGGCUGGAGUCCCUGAACGGGCUGGAGACAAACCGGCACACUUGGGCCCAGGGACCAGAGGGCAAAGGGAACGGACAGACGGAGCUUGGAACGGAAGCAGAGGUUACCUGGGGAGCAGAGGAUGAGGAGAUCUGGAGGAAGCUUUCCUUCAGACACUGGCCAUCCCUCUUCAGCUACUACAAUAUCACUCUGGCCAAAAGAUACAUCAGCAUCCUUCCAGCAAUCCCUGUCACGCUGUACCUGAACCCACAAGAGGCCUUAGAAGUGCGGCAUCCCCAGGAGGCUAACCGCUACCACCCCUUCUUAUCUUCAAGCAGUGGGAAGCUGGAUGCUGAAGCUCGGCCUGACCAAGCCUCAUCCAAGCUGCAAGGGCACCAGGAUGUCACUCUUUACAAGGUGGCUGCUCUGGGUCUGGCCUCGGGCAUUAUCCUGGUCCUCCUGCUCUUCUGCCUGUACCGGGUGUUCUGCCCCAAGAACUACGGGCAGAACGGGCUCUCACACAGCAGGAGGAAGAGGGGGGACCUGCCCUGUGACGAUUACGGGUACUCCCCACCCGAGACUGAGAUCGUCCCCUUGGUUCUCAGGGGUCACCUCAUGGACAUCGAAUGCCUGGCUAGCGAUGGCAUGCUGCUUGUCAGCUGCUGCCUGGUGGGCCAGAUCCGUGUGUGGGAUGCUCAGACUGGCGACUGCCUCACCGUUAUUCCCAAACCAAGGUUACGAAGAGACAGCAGUGGCAUUUUUGAUUACCAGGAAAGCUGGGAUCUCAGUCCGGAUGGCAAGAAUGGUCUGGACGACUCUUUUGAGAACAGUCACCAGCUCAAACGGAUGCUCAGCCCUCCCCAGCCGCCACUUUUCUGUGACCAGCCAGACCUCACGUCUCUCAUUGACACGAACUUCUCUGAGCAGGUGAAGGUGGCCGAGUCAGAGACGCGGCUCCGUGCUGUGGGCAGUCGCCAGAAGGAGACCGGGUACGAUUUCAGCAGCCUGGUUGGUAAAGCGUAUGAAGAGCACAGCACCUCCAACUGCAUGAACUUCACUGGCCUCUCAGCCCCGCACGGGCACGCCAGCUUCUGUGCGGGGAGCGGCAGUCCCCGCUCCUUGGGCUGCGGGACCGAGGAGGGAGGCUGCAGCAGCCGCAGAAGGAGCUUGGGGGACGAAUCUUUUACGGGAUUUGACAAAUCGUCACUGCUUCCUUCCUGGGGAGGAGACUUGGAGAGCUCUGUCUGGAGCCUGGACCUGCAAGGGAACCUGAUUGUGGCUGGCCGGAGUAACGGGAAGCUGGAGGUGUGGGAUGCCAUCGAGGGGACCCUCCGCAGCAGUAAUGAUGAAGGUCAAUCUGGCAUCACAGCGCUCGUCUUCCUGAACAACAGGAUCGUCGCUGCCCGGUUGAAUGGCUCUUUAGAUUUCUUUUCACUAGAGACACACACGUCCUUGAACCACCUGCAGUUCCGAGGAGCCCCGAGCAGAAGCAGCAUCCCGUCCUCCCCCGUGUUCAGCAGCAGCGACAUCAUCGUGUGUCAGCUCACCCACACCGUGUCCUGUGCCCACCAGAAGCCGAUCACGGCGCUGAAGGCUGCGGCUGGACGGCUGGUCACCGGGAGCCAGGACCACACUCUGAGAGUGUUUCGGCUAGAAGACUCGUGCUGUUUGUUCACGCUGCAGGGUCACUCAGGAGCUAUCACAGCUGUGUACAUCGAUCAGACGAUGGUGCUAGCGAGCGGAGGCCAGGACGGUGCCAUCUGCCUUUGGGACGUGCUGACGGGGAGCAAGGUCAGCCACAUGUACGCCCACCGAGGGGACGUCACGUCCCUCACCUGUACAACGUCCUGCGUCAUCAGCAGCGGCUUGGACGACGUGAUCAGCAUCUGGGACCGCAGCUCGGGGAUCAAGCUCUAUUCUAUCCAGCAGGAGAUGGGCUGCGGUGCCAGCCUGGGCGUCAUCUCCGACAACCUGCUGGUGACGGGAGGCCAGGGCUGCGUCUCCUUCUGGGACCUCGGC
Messenger RNA from Balearica regulorum gibbericeps (East African grey crowned-crane), 3795 nucleotides. NCBI's taxonomy places the organism in Eukaryota, Metazoa, Chordata, Aves, Gruiformes, Gruidae. The record is from RefSeq and is a predicted model, not a curated record.